UCUGUUUCAUAUACAAAAAAAAAAAAAAAAAACUCAUGCUUCAAUCAAAGCAAAAAAGCUUUCCACUUUCAUCAAUGGCAUCACCAGCCUACACAACUCCAUUGUUAUCCGAAUCAUCAAACAGCAUAAUAAGCACCACCUCCAGCAGCAGUGAAUCAGAGGAAAGCCCAGAAACUUCGCAAAGAUUUCAAGAUUUUCAAUUAUUAGAUCUUCAAUUGAAGAUUUCAAGAACCCCCAUUUCUUGUUUUCACUCUUACAAAUCCUUAGCUGUUCUUUCAGGCCAUGUUGGAACAGUUUCUUGUUUAGCCCUUUGCGGGGAAUUCAUCCUCAGUGCUUCUCAAGGUAAAGAUAUAAUCGUCUGGCAACAGCCUGAUCUACACCAAUUUACGAAAUUUGGAACAGGGGAUGGCUCUGUUAAAGCACUUGUCACUAUUGGCAACAAAGUUUUCACAGCACAUCAAGAUUCCAGGAUUCGUGUAUGGAAAGUUUCGAGAAGAUCAGAAAAUGUUUUCAGAUUAAUCGAUACAUUGCCCACAACAAAAGAUUAUCUUGGAAAAUUCAUGAAACAGAGCAAUUAUGUUCAGACAAGAAGACAUCAUAAGAAACUCUGGAUUGAACAUGCUGACAGCAUUUCUUGUUUAACUGUUUCUAACGGCUACAUUUACUCAGGUUCUUGGGAUAAAAGCUUGAAAGUGUGGAGAAUUUCUGAUCUGAAGUGUUUGGAGUCAAUAAAAGCACACGACGACGCGAUAAAUGGGUUAGUCGCUGGUAAAAAUGGGGUUGUUUAUUCAGCUUCUGCUGAUGGAAAGAUUAAAGCUUGGAAAAAUAGUUCUGGUACACAUUCACUUAAGGGUAUUUUGGAAGGUCAUAAAGAUGUUUCUUUGAACUCUGUUGUGGUUUCUGAAGAUGGGGUUUUUGUAUAUGGUGGAGGGUCAGAUGGGUAUGUAAUGGGGUGGGUGGGUAACAAAAAUCUUGAUAGUUGGAAACUGAUAUGUGAAGUGAAAGCACAUGAAAUGGCUGUUUUGUGUAUGUGUUUGAUGAUGGGUGAAUUUUUGUGUAGUGGAUCAGCUGAUAAGAGUAUUUGUAUAUGGAAAAGAGAGAUUAAUGGAGGGUUGUUUAAAUUUGGUGUUAUUAAAGGACAUGAAGGACCUGUUAAGUGUUUACAAGCUUCAACAGGAAGUGUUGGGGGUGGGUUUAUGUUGUAUAGUGGGAGUCUUGAUAAGAGUUUAAGAGUUUGGUGGAUUCCAAAGUAUGGUGGUGAUGGUGAUGAGAAAAAGGACUCAUCUUUGAUCACAAAGUGAAGAUUUUGUCAAGUUUUUUUUGUAUUUCGUAAGGUUUGCAUAUACUCUAUUGAUUUUAUUUCAUGGGAUUAUACUGAAUAUGUUGUUGUAGUGUGGACAUUGGUUAUACUGUAGUUGUUUUUGUGAGUUUAUAUACUUACUGUGUAUUUGAAAGAGUUCAAUUUUUUUGUUGUUUUAGUGUUUUUGUGUGUAGUGUGAGUGUUAGGAACAUUGAAGUAAAGAGUUGAGAAAAAUUGAGUUGUUUUUCUAUCUUUUGAUUCUUUUAUCAUCAUAUGUAUUUCUUGAGAAUUGUAAUUAGGUCAACAGAGUGAAGUAUACAUCAAUAAGAUAGAGAACAAGUUGA
Messenger RNA from Solanum stenotomum, 1644 nucleotides. Its product is annotated as protein JINGUBANG. NCBI's taxonomy places the organism in Eukaryota, Viridiplantae, Streptophyta, Magnoliopsida, Solanales, Solanaceae. The record is from RefSeq and is a predicted model, not a curated record. The transcript has a single exon. Bases 36 to 1301 code for a protein of 421 amino acids. Gene Ontology annotation, molecular function: protein binding.